CAACCUUGCUACUUGCACAAUUUACUAGCAAAGGUUAUGCAGUGCCUGAACAAGAUCAUGGCAGAAUCACUGGGCCUCGUCACCAUCUGCCUUUUAGGAUAUCUACUCAGUGCUGAAUGUACAGUUUUUCUUGAUCGUGAAAAUGCCACCAAAAUUCUGACUCGGCCAAAGAGGUAUAAUUCAGGUAAAUUGGAAGAGUUUGUUCGAGGAAACCUUGAGAGAGAAUGUAUAGAAGAAAAGUGUAGUUUUGAAGAAGCACGAGAAGUCUUCGAAAACACUGAAAAAACUACUGAAUUUUGGAAGCAAUAUGUUGAUGGAGAUCAGUGUGAGUCCAAUCCAUGUUUAAAUGGCGGUAUGUGCAAGGAUGACAUUAAUUCCUAUGAAUGUUGGUGUCAACCUGGAUUUGAAGGAAAGAACUGUGAAUUAUACGCAACAUGCAGCAUUAAGAAUGGCAGAUGCAAGCAGUUUUGUAAAAACAGCGCUGAUAACAAGGUGAUUUGUUCCUGUACUGCAGGAUACCGGCUUGCAGAAGACCAAAAGUCCUGUGAACCAGCAGUGCCAUUUCCAUGUGGAAGAGUUUCUGUCUCACAUGCAUCUCUGAAGCCCACCCGUGCUGAGACUAUUUUUUCCAAUAUGGAUUCUGAAAAUUCUACUGAAGUUGGAACAAUUUGGGAUAACAUCACUCGAGUUGUUGGUGGAGAAAACGCCAAACCAGGUCAAUUCCCUUGGCAGGUCCUUUUGAAUGGUAAAAUUGAUGCAUUCUGUGGAGGUUCCAUCAUUAAUGAAAAAUGGGUCGUAACUGCAGCCCACUGUAUUGAACCUGGUGUUAAAAUUACCGUUGUUGCAGGUGAACAUAAUACUGAGGAGACAGAUCAUACAGAGCAGACACGAAAUGUGAUUCGUGCUAUUCCUCACCACAGCUACAAUGCAACUGUUAACAAAUACAACCAUGACAUUGCCCUUCUGGAACUGGAUAAACCCUUAACACUAAAUAGCUAUGUGACACCUAUUUGCAUUGCUGACAGGGAAUACACGACCAUCUUCCUCAAAUUUGGAUCUGGCUAUGUGAGUGGCUGGGGGAGAGUCUUCCACAGAGGGAGAUCAGCUUCAAUUCUUCAGUACCUUAAAGUUCCACUUGUUGAUCGAGCCACGUGCCUUCGGUCCACAAAGUUCACCAUCUAUAAUAACAUGUUCUGUGCUGGCUUCCAUGAGGGAGGUAAAGAUUCAUGCCAAGGAGACAGUGGUGGACCCCAUGUUACUGAAGUGGAAGGCACCAGUUUCUUAACUGGAAUUAUUAGCUGGGGUGAAGAGUGUGCAGUGAAAGGAAAAUACGGAAUAUAUACCAAGGUAUCCCGAUAUGUCAACUGGAUUAAGGAAAAAACAAAGCUCACUUAAAGAAAAAUGUAUGUCCAAGGUUGACAUAUUUGGGAUUGAAAAUGGACAAGGUCCUUUACUAACAAAUCACUUUCCCAUCUCAUUAGAUUUGAACAUAUACAUUCUAUGAAUAUUGCUUUUUCUCUUUACGGGGAGAAGUCUAUCUAGAAUUCAUGUUUUACUAGAAUAAGUAGAUUAGAAAAUGUAAUCACUAGAGAAAUAUACUGUGAAAGGAAAUUGUGACCAUUCCUACAGGUCCAGCCCUUGACAAAAUUGUGAAGUUAAAAGUUCUUCCUCCUGCCCAUCAGGCAUUGUUUCUCUACUGGGGCAACUUCCUGAUUUUCCCUCCUUAGCAGCAUUCCAUGUUCUAGAUCUUUCUUACAUCUCCCACCAAAACAUCAAAAUUUAUUAGAUCUGUAUCCAGGAUAUUUGGUCUAGUCCAUCACAAGGCCAGCACCACACUCAGAUGAUAGGAAGAACACAGGAGCAGCUGACAGGUU
Molecule: messenger RNA, 1874 nt
Organism: Ceratotherium simum simum (southern white rhinoceros)
Lineage: Eukaryota; Metazoa; Chordata; Mammalia; Perissodactyla; Rhinocerotidae
Gene: F9
Product: coagulation factor IX
Biological process (GO): blood coagulation; zymogen activation
Cellular component (GO): extracellular region
Molecular function (GO): calcium ion binding; serine-type endopeptidase activity
Source: RefSeq, a predicted model, not a curated record